GAGAAACAGACUGGAAAACCACAGACAGUUGUGAGCUCUGUUUUACCCCCUCAUUCAUAAGAUUUGUGCAUUUGGAAUUGGUCAUUUUUCAGUUUAGCGCCAAUGCUUGAUAUGUGGCAAAAGAAAGCAGGAUUAACCAAAAUCCAUAUAGUCAUAUAGAUGUCCCCCUGGAGCCUAGCAGCUACUCUUCUUUAAACAUUUUCAGCAAGAAACCGAUAAAAUUGCAUUGUCCUCAAAGGAGAAAUUCCAGACUCUUGACCCUUGUAUGGUUGCAUACUCUAAGCUCACCCUAAAGAUUUUUCUUGAAAAACAAUCCCUACCUAAAAGCAGGUUUCAGCAGUGUUCAGCUCGAACUCCGAGCCCCAAACAGAGCUUUCCAUAUUUCACCCAGUGUAAAGCUACAUUGUGCUCCUUUAGAUUCUCACAGAAAGCAUUUUUUUCACCCUUCAUGGCUUAUCCUUCCCUCCUCCAAACUCCUCCACUGACCAGUCUAUCUGUGAGAAAAGUUAGCAGCCCCCUCAUCUACUAUCCAUUACUCCCCACAGGCCAGCAGUGUAACACCCCAGUGCUUCAAUCCCCUGUAGCUUCCACCCCUCAACAACCAAUUGUUCCAGUACAUCAGUGUGUCCCAUUCUCCCGACCUCCAAACACUCCAUCUCAGGCUGCUGCAUGCCCAUGUCCUCUCAGAACCUUGCUAACCCUGGUUCCUCUCUUUGUCUCUCUCCUUCUCACUGUGCAUGUGACUGUGUCUGCUGUGACUGACCAGGGCUCAAAGGGAAACCUGGGGGAGAAGGGAGCACCAGGACAGCCAGGUCUUUCUAUCAUUGGCCCACGAGGACCUCCUGGACAACCCGGUACUAGAGGAUUUCCAGGCUUUCCGGGCCCCAUUGGCUUGGACGGGAAACAUGGACAGAAUGGUCCAAAGGGUGAUACGGGUCCUCGUGGUCCUAAAGGAGUACCAGGUGAACCUGGUCCAAAAGGAGAGAAGGGUGUAUGUGGUGACUACACUCACAGGCAGAUGUUACCCAUCACCGUCCGCAACAUGCCCUCAAUAAGCCCUCUAAUCCUAAAGCGCCUCAAGCAGGGCGAGCCCGGAGCCCAAGGACCACCGGGACCUCCUGGCCCCCCGGGGCCUCCAGGGACUCCUGGAAUAACUGGUGCUAGUGGGCCUCCGGGAAAACCCGGAGAACCUGGAAAACCUGGAAAAGACCCAAAGAUGCUACCGGGGCUGAAGGGUGAACCUGGUGUACCUGGACAAAAGGGUGAUCGUGGUGAAGCCGGUCCAAGUGGACCUGAAGGCCCCAAGGGAAUUAAAGGAGAUGAAGGAAUUAAGGGAGAGAAAGGCGAGCCUAGUAUUGCAGGAACUGGCAUUAAAGGAGAACCAGGUGCCCCAGGACAAGAUGGGCCCAAGGGUGAGAAAGGUGAUGAAGGCAUAAAGGGUGAUCCUGGCCAGGAAGGCCCGACUGGACCAAGGGGUCCAACUGGGGAGCCAGGAAAAACUUUAAUCAACAACAAUGAAAAUGAUAUUCGCAAUGUGCAUUUAAUGGGCCCUCCUGGUCUACCUGGACCUCCAGGGCUUCCUGGCACCCCCGGUUUGAAGGGUGAUGUAGGACUUCCAGGUCCCCCUGGUCUUGAUGGAGAAAAGGGUCCAAGAGGAAAGCCAGGAGAACAGGGACCCAUCGGCCCUCCUGGACCUGAGGGACCACGGGGAGAAGGAGGACUCAUGGGCUUGCCUGGGAAAAAAGGAGACAAGGGAGACAUGGGCCCCUCAGGAUCACCUGGUUUAGAUGGCCCUACUGGAGAAAAAGGGGUUUCAGGGCCCCCUGGUCAUAUUGGAUUGCCAGGCCCAAUGGGUCAAAAAGGUGAGCCUGGGGAGAAAGGAGAUAUAGCAGAGCUGGUCUAUGGGCCCGCUGGACCUCCAGGACCUGCAGGGCCAGUUGGGCCAAUGGGACCUCCAGGUUUGUCAGGACCAAAGGGAGAACCAGGUAUAGGCCUGAGAGGAGAAAAGGGAUCACCUGGACAGAAAGGAGAGAAAGGAGACAGGGGCCAUCUUGGACUCCCUGGGGCUCAUGGUUUAGACGGCAGGCCUGGUCCAGUGGGUCUGAUAGGACCAGCUGGAGUGCCUGGGCCUGCAGGACCAAAAGGAGAAAUGGGGGAAAAGGGUGAUAUGGGAGUAGCUGGACCAAUUGGGCCUCAAGGCAUCCCUGGUUUAGUAGGACCACCAGGAUUAAAAGGAAACCGGGGGGAGAGGGGCAAGAAAGGUAACAGGGGGGCCAAAGGGGAUAAGGGAGACCAAGGAGCCCCAGGAUUAGAUGCCCCGUGUCCGUUGGGUGAUGAUGGUUUGCCAGUACCAGGGUGUUGGAAUAAAUGACGUUAAUUCCUGAAUGCGACGUGUGGUUGUAAAUAGAAUAUUUAUUUUUGUACUUUUUUGCCAUUAAUCUAUUAUAUUGAUGGAAAAUACAGCAAACCGUAAAAAUACUGGCAGGACUUGUGUACAGAUGUUUAUUUUUAUUACUGGUGGUAAUGUUGUUUAAGUAAUGGACUUUAUACUGUACCUAUGCAUUAUGUCAAAAUGUUUUUUGAUGGAGGAAGAAAUAUACUGUGGCAGCAUAUGCAUGAUAUUUGUGCAUUAUGUUAACUGUUAAGUGCCUAUUAACUUAUUGUAUCGGAGUGUUUUAAUGUGUUGUGUCGGACCAUGCUGCACUGAUUAGUGGGGCUGGAGUUACAAAUUGGCCUUGUGUGUAAGAGGAAACCCUUUGCUCUGAGAUUGACAUGUUCACACCACACCUAAUGAGCUUACACUGUAACUGCAUAUGUUUGAACAUUAAAAUGACUUAUUUCAAAGUCCAUACUACAUGCAGUAGACUUAUCAAGUCAGUUGUUUCAUAUGAGUUUCCAUGCAUAAAUUAUAAACACUUGCACUGCGUGGCUUGUUUGGUGAGCAUUUCAUACUGUUUUGUCCAUAUUCACCUGCCAUUUUUUGCCAAAUAUAUUAUUGCAAAAACUGAAUUAGUGAAUAGGUUUAUGAAAAGACAAGAAUGAUUGAAAUCUACACGCAGUGCUUUGCCUUGAUGGGCUUCAUGUAAAUAUGCCUAAAUCUUGCCCUUUGAGCAGCUAUAUAUUUUCUCUAUCUCUAUUCUUCUAUCUGACAAUGGAAUAGAUUAGCAUAUACAUGUAAUUUACAUACUUUGGCAAUGAAUUAAGUCUUAAUCUAUCCCUCUUAUAUAUUGCUGCUCACUGUCAAGCACAUCUUUGUGUUUGUUAAGCAUCAACCAUGAUUCAAAAGUUUGGGGUCAGUAUUUUUUUUUUUUUUAAGAUUAAAGUACUUUUAUUCAGCAAGAUGCAUUAAAUUGAUUAAAAAAUACUUUUAUAUUGUUGAAAAAAUAUUAUAAUUUAAAUAAUGUUCUUUUAAACUUUCUAUUUAUCAACAAAUCCUGAAAAAAAAUACAUCAGUUUCCAGAAAAAUAUUAAGCAGAACAAUUGUGUGACACUGAAGAUCGGUGUAAUGAUGCUGAAAAUUCAGCUUUGAAAUCACUGAAUUUUCUUUUUACAUUUUAAAAUAUAUAGUUAUUUUAAAUUGUACAAAUAUUUCACAAUGUUACUAAGUUUACUGUAUUUUGAUUUCUUAAAUGCAGCUUUGGUGAACAUAAGAAACUUGUUUCAAAAAUCGUACUGACUCCAAAUGUUUGAAUGGUAGUGUGUGUGUCCCAUUUUACCUCAUCCAUUAAGUAAAAAUGAAGUAUAAAUCCAACUUAGUAUUAAAAACAUGUCAUAUACAUCAUAAUUUGUUUAUUCCCAAGAAAUAUCAGGGUGAUAAAAAAGGUCCACAGCUAAAUAGGUUUUGUUGUAUUUGUUUUGUUCAUUCAGUGUUGAAGUGGAUUGUGUAGUUCUGCUGCUGCUUACAUUAACAAGCUAUUUGGGUUCCAAUUUGCCACUUAAUAUCAAGUUAAGCAUGGUUUGUAAUAAUCAAUGUCUAUAAAAUCUUUAUCUGUCUGUAAUACCUCAUACUAACAUGUGCCUUAAUGCUUUUACUCUGCCAAAGUAGUUUUGAGACACAUCAACAUUGUCAAAGAAGCUAUGCUGUCAACAUGAGGAAUAUAAAAUAAUAAAUGGCUGUAAAAGCCAAAACAUUUCCUAA
Messenger RNA from Carassius carassius (crucian carp), 4138 nucleotides. Its product is annotated as collagen alpha-1(XIII) chain-like. The coding region runs from base 266 to 2371 and encodes 701 amino acids. The record is from RefSeq and is a predicted model, not a curated record. Lineage: Eukaryota; Metazoa; Chordata; Actinopteri; Cypriniformes; Cyprinidae. The transcript is spliced from 35 exons.